GGAAAAAUGGCGACCAUUGUGAAGAAGUUGAACUGUAGUAUUCACAUCAAAAAAAUGAAUUUAACGAAUAGUCUGGCGAACAAAAUUAAAGUAUCUGCAGUCUUCAUUUUAAUACUCGGUUUUACAAGUAGUUAUGGAGAAAACAGCUUUGGAGAUAAUGUCUAUGAAUAUCUCAAGCGGGAGUAUUCGCUGAGUAAGCCAUACCAAGGACUGGGUUCAUCCACCUCCUCACACUGGGAGUUCAUGGGUAACACCAUGAUCAUGCCUGAACACAUACGGCUGACACCAGACAUGCAGAGCAGACAAGGAGCUGUGUGGAGUCGUAUUCCCUGUUACAUUAGGGACUGGGAACUACGAGUGCAAUUUAAGGUCCAUGGUGAAGGCAAGAAGAACCUGAACGGGGAUGGCCUUGCAAUAUGGCUGACCAGAGAACGAAUGCAAAUUGGUCCAGUGUUUGGAAACACAAACUUUUUUACUGGUUUGGGUGUUUUUGUAGAUACUUAUCCCAAUGAUGACAAGCAGCAUGAGAGAACUUUUCCUUUCAUCUCUGCAAUGGUCGGGAAUGGUAGUGUUGAAUAUGAUCAUGACCAUGACGGACGAACUACUGAUCUUGGUGGCUGCUCUGCCCAUGUUCGCAAUGUUGAACAUGACACCUUCCUCUUGAUUAGAUACAUGAAGAACAGACUCACGGUGAUGACUGAUAUAGAAGGGAAGCAAGAGUGGAAGGAUUGCCUGGACAUGCCUGGGGUGAGGAUGCCACAGGGUUACUACUUUGGAGUCUCGUCAGCUACUGGAGACUUAUCAGCUGUUUGGAUGAAUCUCAAUCGAGCAUUCUUGUACAAAAGGAAUCAAAUCUACUCAAAUACUGUUAAGUGCCCAUUCACUCAUGUGUCAUCAGCAGCCGAAAGCCAUUCACACAUCUGUCCAAAAAACACUUCCAAGAUUUUCAAAAACUAGAUGCAAUAUGAUUGAAGAAAAUAUGUAAGGAAAGAUAAGGUAAUUGUUUCAAAAUGAUCAUUUCUGCUUCAUAAUAUUUUUUGAAUUUGAGAGUUUGUAAUAACGUUUUUAAAUGUGACUACAGGCGUUUAACCCUGCUUCUGCUUCAUUAUGGAUGGUAGGCAGGUGAGAAUAUUUGAAAAAGUAAAACCAAAAAGUAAAACCACCUAACAUCUAAAGCACUCCCAUGAGCAAGAUUCUGCUACAAAGAAUAAUACUAAUAAAGUCGUGCUUCGAAGGAUUCUAUUAUAAUGGGAGCUCAUUAUUUGAUGUGAAGAUCAUUUUUGAGGUGUCUGCAUCAAACAGUUAUCGCCACAUUUUUUUGUUCCUGCAGGGGUUUUGAAAUGGGGGUCCAGGGGCCGCUAGGGGGUCUGCAAAAAUAUCAGAGUUCUUUUUUUUUUUUUUUUUUGUAAAAAUGUUGACACUAUUGCAGUUUCAUUCUGCAAACAUUAGAUCAGUCAUGAUUGUUUAAUUGUAUUGACAGCCAUAGUAAUAAAAAUAAAAUGGCACAUAAUUGUAUAUAUUAUGAAAAAAAAAACUUUUUUGUAAGAAAUAAGGGUUGUAAUUAAAGCUGCUUUGAAACAAUAAUUAUUGUUAAUUGUACACUUUUGCACAUUUAUUUGAGGGAUGAAUAAAGUAGUAUAGUAUCGUUAUAUAUUGCUUUUCUCAAUAAACAUAAAUAUUUAUAAUUGUAAAACAUUUUAUUGAAUUGAAAAUAUUGGUCUUCGGGUUUAUACACCUAACAUUACUCCAGCAUAAGAAAGAUACACUGUCAACCUAAUAAAAAGUAUUUUCCAAAUAAUAGGUUUAUGUAGUAAUUGUAUUAGUAAUAAUAUUAGUAAUUAUUUUGGCUUUAGUACAAUGAUAAUAUAAAAGCCAAUUAUUUAAUUUUUCAAACAAGAAGUCUUUAUAAUAUCAUGUUUACUACUUUUCUCACAAAGUGGGUCCUUGGCAUAAAAAUCUUUGAAAACCCCUUUAACACACCAUUGGCUGAUGCAGCGGUUUGCUGUCUGUGCUAAUUCUCUAAAUUUAGAGUAUUCCAGAAAGCAGGUUAAGCGACUUAGUGGAUAACCUCAGCUUUCGGUGUCAAAAACUGAGGUAACUUGUAUGUUAGUAGCUGUAGCAACGUACUCUCUGAACCUAACCUGGUCUGGAGUAGGUUAUGUUCCAGGGUUAGUUUAUUUCAGGUACAGUUGAAGUCAGAAGUUUACAUACAUUUAGGUUGAAGUCAUUAAAACUAAUUUUUUAACCACUCCACAGAUUUCAUAUUAGCAAACUAUAGUUUUGGCAAGUUGUUUAGGACAUCUGCUUUGUGCAUGACACUCAGUGCCUCUUUGUUUGAUAUCAUGGGAAAAUCAAAAGAAAUAAGCUAAGACCUCAAAAAAAAAUUGUGUACCUCCACAAGUCUGGUUCAUCCUUUUUCCAAACACCUGAAGGGACCACGUUCAUCUGUACAAACAAUAGUACGCAAGUAUAAACACCAUGGGACCACACAGCCAUCAUACCGCUCAGGAAGGAGACACAUUCUGUCUCCUAGAGAUGAACGUAUUUUGGUGCGAAAAGUGCAAAACAAUCCGCCAUAAAAAAGCCAGACUACAGAUUGCAAUGCACAUGGAGACAAAGAUCUUACUUUUUGGAGAAAUGUCCUCUGGUCUGAUGAAACAAAAAUUUAAAUGUUUGGUCAUAAUGGCCAUCAUUAUGUUUGGAGGAAAAAGGGUGAGGCUUGCAAGCCGAAGAACACCAUCCCAUCCGUGAAGCAUGGGGGUGGCAGCAUCAUGUUGUGGGGGUACUUUGCUGCAGCAGGUACUGGUGCACUUCACAAUAUAGAUGGCAUCAUGAGCAAGGAAAAUUACGUGGAUAUAUUGAAGCAAAAUCUCAAGACUUCAGCCAGGAAGUUAAAGCUCAGUUGCAAAUGGGUCUUCCUAAUGGACAGUGACCCCAAGUAUACCUCCAAAGUUGUGGCAAAAUGGCUUAAGGACAACAAAGUCAAGAUAUUGGAGUGGCCAUCACAAAGCCCUGACCUCAAUCCUCAAGCAUAGUAAAUAUGUGGGCAGAACUGAAAAAGCAUGUGCGAGCAAGGAGGCCAAUAAACCUGACACAAUAACACCAGUUCUGUCUGGAGGAAUGGGCUGAAAUUCCAGCGACUUAUUGUGAGAAGCUCGUGGAAGGCUACCCAAAAUGUUUGACCCAAGUUAAACAAUAUAAAGGCAAUGCUACUAAAUAUUAACAAAGUGUAUGUAAACAUCUGACCCACUGGGAAUGUGAUGAAAGAAAUAAAAGCUGAAAUAAAUCAUUCUCUCUACUAUUAUUUUGACAUUUCACAUUCUUAAAAUAAAGUAGUGAUCCUGACUGACCUAAGACAGGGAAUGUUUUCUAUGAUUAAAUGUCAGGAAUUGUGAAAAACUGAGUUUAAAUAUAUUUGGCUAUGGUUUAUGUAAACUUCUGACUUCAGCUGUAGAUGUCAGUAAGUUUCAAAGGUUGUCAGCUCAUGUGUGCCCUUUUAAUAGAGACACAGUUGGCGUGGAAGUUCAGAUUACGCACACAACUAUAUUUUUAAAGCAAUAUUACGGCAAUCUGCUAUCUUUACCUCACAUAUCUUCUUUACUCCGGCAUUUCCAGUCUCUCACACCGCAGAUUUGCAUUCAAAAGUGAACAAAUUGUGUACAUUGUGCUUUUUUAAUGGGAAGUUUUUAAUACUGUACUAUUUUUUUUUAACAU
Messenger RNA from Myxocyprinus asiaticus (Chinese sucker), 3714 nucleotides. RefSeq names its product VIP36-like protein. Gene Ontology annotation, cellular component: COPII-coated ER to Golgi transport vesicle; Golgi membrane; endoplasmic reticulum membrane. The transcript is spliced from 9 exons. Gene Ontology annotation, biological process: Golgi organization; endoplasmic reticulum to Golgi vesicle-mediated transport; endoplasmic reticulum organization. Lineage: Eukaryota; Metazoa; Chordata; Actinopteri; Cypriniformes; Catostomidae. The record is from RefSeq and is a predicted model, not a curated record. Gene Ontology annotation, molecular function: D-mannose binding. Bases 7 to 957 code for a protein of 316 amino acids.